This is a messenger RNA of Cavia porcellus (domestic guinea pig), 892 nucleotides long. Its product is annotated as EKC/KEOPS complex subunit LAGE3-like. Lineage: Eukaryota; Metazoa; Chordata; Mammalia; Rodentia; Caviidae. The coding region runs from base 384 to 836 and encodes 150 amino acids. The record is from RefSeq and is a predicted model, not a curated record. The transcript has 3 exons.
GCCCGGUAACCCAAGGGCAUCUCUGGACCCAAGGGCUGAGCCAGCUUGGAGGGGACCCCACGCCUGAAGGUCCAUUGCGCAUGGGCACUGGGCGUGGGGGGGGGCGUUCUGGACGGGGCUCUGUGAGGAAAGCCCCGUUGCCUGGCAACCAAAGAGCAGUUUAGGCCUGAAGGCCAGUUUGGCGGGAAAUCCGCUCGCGCGCGCAUGAGCGCACGCACACGUACGCACGCACACACGCACACAUACACGAGAGCCACCUUGCGCAGGCGCUAUAGGCAUCACCAGGUGCAUUGUGGGCGGUGAAAGGGGCGGAGCUUCACAGAGGCCUACUUGAUCCGGUAUAAAUAAUCCAGGCAGCGUCUGAGGAAAAAGGUCCGGCAGCCAUGCAGUCCUCUGGCGGUGCUGAGGGCGGAGCAGACGGCCACAGGAGUGACCAGGGUGGCGCAGGUGUCUCCGGGGACGAGGGAGCCUACGCUGCAACCAUUUUGCGGAUCGUCCAGAUACCCCAUGGCCCGUGGCCCUUUGGGGACAUUGUGCUCUUGGUCAGCAGGACAGGGACCGGUCUACAUGAAUUCAAGGUCAGGGUGCCUUUCUGGUCCUCCCUGGAGGCUGAGGUCAGCCUAAGGUACCUGGCUGAUUUCGGGGAGAGCCCUGACCUUCACCGGGUGCUCACCAGGGACCGCAGCGUCCUGACUGUGAGAUGGGUCGCCCAGGACCGUGGCCACCUCCAGAUAGUGUUCACCCAGUUCCUGGAGGAACUUGCCCUGCUCUUGCGGAUCCUGCAGCGCUUGAAGCCCUUGUUUCCGUCCUCUUCUCUUCUGGCAAAAGGGGGCUGAAGCCCAUACCACAUUGAGCGUGUGGCACUGAAAAAAAUAAAGCUGAGCAACCUUUC